AUUUGUUCAUAUCUACCACUCCACAUCCUCCACCUUCAAACACAUUAAUCAAAACACCACCACCAUUGCACAACGAAAGGCUUCCUGAUUUUAUACUCAUAUGAUCCUUAUAACAAACACAAGUAGUUAAAAGAAUAACAUAAAAUGAGGAAACCUUGUAAUAAUAAGCAUGAAAUGGAAACGGGUUCAUGGUCUAAGGAAGAAGAUCAGAAGCUUAUAGACUAUGUCACCUCCCAUGGUGAAGGUUGUUGGCACACCCUCCCUCAGGCUACAGGUCUACUUCGUUCCAGCACAAGCUGUAUGCAAAGAUGGUCGAUAUACUUAAAGCCUGAUCUUCAGAGAAGAGAGUUUGGUGAAGAUGAAGAUGAUCUCAUCAUCAGGCUUCACGCCCUACUGGGUAACAGGUGGUCACUUAUAGCUGGGAGACUACCAGGAAGAACAGAAGAUGAAAUCAAGAAUUACUGGAACUCACGCUUAAGCAUAAAACUUGUAAAUAUGGGUAUCGAUCCAAAUAAUCAUCGGUUAGGUCAUCAUAUCUCUAUGUCGUCCAAUAUGAGAACUGAUGAUAACGAAUCGCAGGCUGAAAAUGAUGAAGUGAACUCGGUUAUCAGUUCCGAAAGGAACUAUAACUGAAACGAGGAUUACGAAAUUAACUCCAGUCAACCUGACAAUGGAAGUUGAAACGAUGAAAUCCAUGCGAUUUAAAAGUAAAUGCGAAAUACAGUUUCCGAAGUGACUAUGAAUUAUUAUGUUGUUUGUGUUUUUAAUUACAUGUAGCAGUGUGAAAGAUCUGCGUAGAUAAAGAAGAGUAAGGUUUGUGAUAUCGUUAUAUGGUGAAGAAUACGUUAGCUAUAGAUGUUGAGCAUUAAAGCAUGCAUGUGUGCAUGUUAUUGGCCUUCACUAUCUCCAUAAAUUUAUUGCUCGGACAGGAUCUCUGUGCAGGAGUAUGC
This is a messenger RNA of Lactuca saligna, 950 nucleotides long. Lineage: Eukaryota; Viridiplantae; Streptophyta; Magnoliopsida; Asterales; Asteraceae. The record is from the annotation of a GenBank genome assembly.